AUGGCAGCGGCGACCGAGCCCGGGGCACGCGUCUGGCUGGGCGGCGGCUCCGUGCGCCCCAGCAGCCCCGCCAGCAGCCCUGUUCUGGGUGCCCGAGGCCACGCGCGCCAGGGACCGGGGCAGGGGUCGGAGCGGGCUGGCGGCAGAGCCCCUGGCCCCGCCGCUGCGGGUCACAGCUUCCGGAAGGUGACGCUCACCAAGCCCACCUUCUGCCACCUCUGCUCCGACUUUGUCUGGGGGCUCGCCGGCUUCCUGUGCGAUGUCUGCAACUUCAUGUCCCACGAGAAGUGCCUGAAGCAUGUGAGGACGCCGUGCACGGGCAUCGCGCCCAGCCUGGUGAGGGUCCCUGUAGCCCACUGCUUCGGCCCCCGGGGGCUUUACAAGCGCAGGUUCUGUUCUGUGUGUCGCAAGGGCUUGGAGGCACCCGCACUUCGCUGUGAAGUGUGUGAGCUGCACGUUCACCCCGACUGUGUGCCCUUCGCCUGCAGCGACUGCCGCCAGUGCCACCAGGAUGGACACCAGGACUAUGACACGCAUCACCACCACUGGCGGGAGGGGAACCUGCCCUCCGGCACGCGCUGUGAGGUCUGCAGGAAGACGUGUGGGUCCUCCGAUGUGCCGGCAGGUGUGCGCUGCGAGUGGUGUGGUGUCCAGGCCCAUGCGGUGUGCUCCACGGCGCUUGGUCCAGAGUGUGCGUUUGGGCGCCUGCGGUCCAUGGUCCUGCCCCCCUCGUGUGUGCGCCUGCUGUCCCGCAACUUCAGCAAGAUGCACUGCUUCCGCAUUGCUGAGGCUGUGGUGCCAGAGCCAGGUGACAGGGACGAUGGAGCAGAUGGAAUUGCUACCGGGGUGCUGGGCAGAGAGGCCCUGGUGGCUCCAGAGUCAGGCAAGCAGAUCCUGAAGAUCUUUGAUGGCAAUGAUGCCAUCAGGAGAAACCAGUUCCGCCUGGUGACUGUCCCGCGGCUGGCCAGGAGCCAGGAGGUGCUGGAGGUGGCGCUGCGGGCCUACUGUGUCAUUGAGGAUGCUCGGGACUUUGAGCUGCAGGCGCUGCCCCUGCCUUCACUGAGUGGKGACACCCAGGCCCUGGGGAAGGCUGGGCUAAGUGGUCCUGUAGAGGAGGAGGGCAGCAGAGUCUCUGGGCCCCAGGAGCCCAUGCCCGAGGCCUGGGUCAUCCGUUCCUUGCCUCGGACGCAGGAGGUCCUGAAGAUCUAUCCAGCUUGGCUCAAGGUGGGUGUGGCCUACGUGUCCAUCCGUGUGACCCCACAGAGCACAGCGCAGACCGUGGUGCUGGAGGUCCUCCCGCUGUUCGGGCGCCAGGUUGAGGGUCCUGAGAGCUUCCAGCUGGUCGAGGUGCUCAUGGGCAGCAAGCAAGUCCAGCGGACAGUGCUAGCAGAUGAGGAGCCCCUGCUUGAUCGGCUUCGGGACAUCCGGCAGACAUCUGUGCGGCAGGUGAGCCAGACACGGUUCUAUGUCACCGAGAGCCGGACCGUAACCCCACACGUCUCUCUGUUCGUGGGUGGCCUGCCACCUGGCCUGUCCCCCCAGGAAUACAGUCACCUGCUGCAUGAGGCUAUGGCCACCAAAGCUGCUGUGGUGUCCGUGAGCCAUGUCUACAACUCGCAAGGUGCGGUGGUGCUGGACGUGGCCUGCUUUGCUGAGGCUGAGCGGUUGUUCAUGCUGGGCAGGGACACGAUGGUGCGUGGCCGGCCGCUGUCGCUGCUGGUGCUCCCAGACGUGCUGCACAUGAAGCUGCCCCCAGAUUGCUGCCCGCUCCUCGUGUUCGUGAACCCCAAAAGUGGGGGCCUCAAGGGCCGAGACCUGCUCUGCAGCUUCCGCAGGCUGCUGAACCCACACCAGGUCUUCGAGCUGACCAAUGGGGGGCCUCUUCCUGGGUUUCAUCUGUUCUCCCAGGUACCCUGCUUCCGGGUGCUGGUGUGUGGUGGGGAUGGCACCGUGGGCUGGGUGCUUGGCGCUCUGGAGGAGAUACGACACCGUCUGGCCUGUCCAGAGCCAUCCGUGGCCAUCCUGCCCCUGGGCACAGGGAAUGACCUUGGCCGAGUGCUCCGCUGGGGGGCAGGCUACAGCGGGGAAGACCCGUUCUCUGUGCUUGUGUCUGUGGAUGAGGCUGAUGCUGUGCUUAUGGACCGCUGGACCAUCCUGCUGGACGCCCAGGAGGCCAGUAGUACCGAGAACAGUGUAGUGGACACAGAGCCCCCCAAGAUUGUGCAGAUGAGUAACUACUGUGGCAUUGGCAUUGAUGCUGAGCUCAGUCUGGACUUCCACCAGGCGAGGGAGGAGGAGCCUGGCAAGUUCACCAGCAGGUUCCACAAUAAGGGUGUGUAUGUGCGGGUUGGGCUACAGAAGAUCAGCCACUCCCGCGGCCUCCACAGGGAGCUCAGGCUGCAGGUUGAACAGCAGGAGGUAGAGCUGCCCAGCAUUGAGGGCCUCAUCUUCAUCAACAUCCCCAGCUGGGGCUCAGGGGCUGACCUGUGGGGCUCAGACAGCGACCCGAGGUUCGAGAAGCCACGCAUGGACGACGGGCUGCUGGAGGUGGUGGGUGUGACAGGCGUCGUGCACAUGGGCCAGGUGCAGGGUGGGCUGCGCUCUGGGAUCCGCAUCGCCCAGGGUUCCUAUUUCCGAGUCACGCUCCUCAAGGCUACUCCUGUGCAGGUGGAUGGUGAGCCCUGGGUUCAGGCCCCGGGGCAUAUGAUCAUCUCAGCUGCUGGUCCCAAGGUACACAUGCUAAGGAAGGCCAAGCAGAGACCCAGAAAGGUUGGCACCACCAGGGACGCCAGAGCAGACACUUCAUCUGCCCUUGAGGGUGACCCUAAGUAG
Molecule: messenger RNA, 2832 nt
Organism: Urocitellus parryii (Arctic ground squirrel)
Lineage: Eukaryota; Metazoa; Chordata; Mammalia; Rodentia; Sciuridae
Gene: Dgkq
Product: diacylglycerol kinase theta
Biological process (GO): phospholipase C-activating G protein-coupled receptor signaling pathway
Cellular component (GO): membrane
Molecular function (GO): ATP-dependent diacylglycerol kinase activity
Source: RefSeq, a predicted model, not a curated record